ACGGCACCGCGGGGGGAGAGAGGCGGGGAACCUGCCCGGGGCUGGGCCCGGCACCGGGCCGGGCUGAAGUAAACGCAUCCACCGCUCCUCGUCCCCACAUUCGCCAAACGCCGUGACCGAGCGCCUCAGGGGGCUCCCGGGAGUGGGACCGAGGGGACUUAGCGAGGCCUCUGCUUCGGGGACGGGGAAAAGGGGGUAAAACACCGAGCGGCGGGGACCGGCUGCCUCAGCCCCGCCGGGACCUGGCGAAUCGGCCUCUGCCGACGGGAAGAGCCGCGUUCCCGCUGCAAAGCGUGAGACGAUGACUGACUGGGCCCCCAUAGCCAAGGAGUAUGACCCCCUCAAGGCCGGCAGCAUUGAUGGCACCGAUGAGGAGCCCCACGACAGAGCCAUCUGGAGAGCUAUGUUGGCACGGUAUGUACCCAACAAAGGGGUUACAGGAGAUCCUCACCUCACCCUGUUCGUAGCAAGGCUCAACCUGCAGACAACAGAAGAGAAGUUAAAGGAGGUCUUCUCCCGGUAUGGAGACAUCAGAAAGAUCCGACUGGUUCGGGACCUGGUCACAGGAUUUUCCAAGGGUUAUGCAUUCAUUGAAUACAAAGAGGAACGUGCUCUCAUGAAGGCCCACAGAGAUGCCAACAGGUUGGUUAUUGACCAGCAUGAAAUCUUUGUGGACUUUGAACUGGAAAGAACUCUCAAAGGAUGGAUUCCUCGAAGGCUCGGAGGUGGUUUUGGAGGAAAAAAAGAAUCCGGGCAGCUGCGGUUUGGAGGACGGGACAGACCCUUCAGGAAACCCAUCAAUUUGCCAAAUGUGAAAAAUGAUUUCUAUGGAGAAGGAUCAGCAGAAAAAAGAAACUGGUCUCGUGAGGGAACAAGGGACUGGAGAACCAGGGACCGAGACCAUGACAGGAGCCGGGACAAGCGAUGGCCGGAAAGGGAGAGGUCGUGGGCUUGGGGUGAAAGUGAGAGAGACUCCAAAGAGGAGAGGAGCAGAGGGAAGGAGAGGAAAGAGAGAGACAGGAAGGACAGGGAUAGAGACAGGAGCAGGGAAAGAGACAGCAAGAAACAAAGAGAUGAUGAUAAGCAUAGGUAGGUGACUGCGUGUUGUUGGAGUGUGGUGUCUGCUCCUCCAUCCAGCUGCAGAUGCUGCCUCCAGCUUGGGGCUGUGAGCAGCAGUCCCAGAACAAGGAGCUGUGCUGUUACUUGUGCCUGUGAUUCUCUCCUGCUAGCAGCUCUCUGCAGUUUGGUUGCUAAUGCAUUGUUCUUCAGAGAAAAUAAACUUUUGUAUUAAUGUUCUUUAACGGGUGAAUGCUGCAAGAAAUGUCUGAGCCUGAGUAGCCACCCCGUUUGAUUCCCUUCUGGCUGCCUUGAGUGGAGUUCAUGAGAGAGCUCUGUAUUUAUUAUUUAUGGCUCAGAUGCCUGCACACAUCUAGUGAGACAAAUGCCCUUGAUGAAAUUAUCACUUGUUGAAGAAACAGCAUUGAAGUAGCACUCUGUCUGCACAGGGUUUAAAUCUUGUUUUGGACACUGGGCUCACUGCUGGUUGGAGUUGAGUUGGGGAAAACAGAGAGGGAAGCACCUCCUUUUUUAGAGCUAGGAUGUGUAUAUCCAGACACAUCUUCCAUGGAGGAGCUUACAGAAGAGGCUCUGUUGCACUUGUUGUCAUCAUGAGCCAUUCAUAAAUAUUUGUUAAUUAUUUUAAACUAUUUUGUCAGCAUUUGAAUGGUCCUAUCUUUAACCCAGUGUGAGGCUUUAUUUCCUUGAAGAGUUAUACAAGGCUUUCUCAGGUGAAAGAAUACAGACCCAUGUGCUGCAUCCCCAAGAAGAGAUGAUAUUAACUUUCCACAACAACAACAAAAAAAAGGACACAAGUCUUGCAGAAAUACUUGUUUUUCAGAAAUAUUUAUUAAACUGUUAAAAUGAUUUACUGCCCAACCAAAAAAAAAAUCCAAACAAAAACCCAAA
Calypte anna (Anna's hummingbird) is the source of this 1965-nucleotide messenger RNA. It is a transcript of the gene SNRNP35, whose product is annotated as small nuclear ribonucleoprotein U11/U12 subunit 35. The record is from RefSeq and is a predicted model, not a curated record. Gene Ontology annotation, biological process: mRNA splicing, via spliceosome. The coding region runs from base 302 to 1093 and encodes 263 amino acids. The transcript is spliced from 2 exons. Gene Ontology annotation, molecular function: snRNA binding; mRNA binding. NCBI's taxonomy places the organism in Eukaryota, Metazoa, Chordata, Aves, Apodiformes, Trochilidae. Gene Ontology annotation, cellular component: precatalytic spliceosome; U12-type spliceosomal complex.